CUGAUUGCCUUCCCAUGAUCCUUUCCUCCCUUCCGCCAUCUUGCCGGCCACGGUGGCACUGACCUGAGGACUCCUCCACGAAAACACCCACUUCUCGGCGACGUCUUGUUGUUUUUCCCGCCAUGGCGACUUCUCAGGCGAACGUCUUCACCGUGGUGUCCAAGUUUUACGACGAGUACGUGACCACGACGCCGCAGCGGCUCAAGAUCAUCGACGCGUACCUGGCCUACAUCAUGCUGACCGGGAUCUUCCAGUUCGGCUACUGCCUGCUGGUCGGCACCUUCCCGUUCAACUCUUUCCUGUCCGGGUUCAUCUCGUGCGUGGCGAGCUUCGUGCUGGCAGUGUGUUUAAGAGUGCAGGUCAACCCACAGAACAGGAAGGACUUUCUCCACAUCUCUCCAGAGAGAGCCUUUGCAGACUUCGUCUUCGCUCACAUCAUCCUGCAUCUCGUGGUCAUGAACUUUAUCGGCUGAACCAGGCACAAGCUUCUUAGACAGAUGCAUUCCAGUCUAUCAAAUUAGGAUCCGCUGUGGAAGUGACGAACAACUGUGCCACCUGUACCAUGAUGACAAGAUGAUCCCUCUACCCCUGCAACUUUUUGUACAACUGGUCAAAACAUAAUCACUUGAUAUUAAGUAUAAUGCAAUUUUAAUAAAUUAUCGGAAUUGAGCAA
Branchiostoma belcheri (Belcher's lancelet) is the source of this 673-nucleotide messenger RNA. RefSeq names its product dolichyl-diphosphooligosaccharide--protein glycosyltransferase subunit DAD1-like. The record is from RefSeq and is a predicted model, not a curated record. The transcript has 3 exons. Lineage: Eukaryota; Metazoa; Chordata; Leptocardii; Amphioxiformes; Branchiostomatidae. Bases 123 to 473 code for a protein of 116 amino acids. Gene Ontology annotation, biological process: protein N-linked glycosylation. Gene Ontology annotation, cellular component: membrane; oligosaccharyltransferase complex.